AUGAGGGCACCGUCUUUUCGGUCGGCGACAACUAUUGCGGCCAGCGUCGGCGACUUUGAGGGCAGGGCCGCCCCGACACGGCUCGCCUCGCUCUCCGCAACGCCAAUGCGCUCCGUCGCGGCCGGAGAGAGGCACGCCGUCGCAGUCUCGAUUGCAGGCGACGUCUACGCGUGGGGAUCGCGCCGUCACGGCGCGCUCGGCCUCCCGCUCCUGGCCGGCUCGGAGGCGCGCGGCCUGCCCACACCCCGUGCGGUGCCUGCGCUGCGCGGCCGCCGCGCUGUGGCCGCCGCGUCCGGCUCCGACUGGGCGAUGGCGCUGCUCGAGGACGGGAGCGUCUACUGCUGGGGCAAGGGCGUCCAGCCGCGAGGCGGCGGCGGCGGGGCGAGGGGCGAGGGCGGAGGCGAGCCCCCCUCGCCGCGGAGGCGCGCUCUCUCCGCAGAGGCGCUCAGCUCGGCCGCGGGCGCCGCUCCGUCUGGCACCGCCACGCCGCAGCUGCUCGAGCUGCCGGCCAGCUGCACCGCCGUGGCGGCCGGCCGCUCGCACGGCCUCGCGCUCUGCGGCGGAGGCGACGCCGCCGUCUACUCGUGGGGCGUCGGCGACUACGGCCAGCUCGGGGCCGGAGCUGCGCUGGAGCGGCCACACGCGGAGCGGCUGCCCCUGCCGCUCGGCAUCGCGCCUCGCUGCGUCGCUGCGGGCGGCUACGGCAGCGCUGCGGCGGGCGAGCUUGGGCCGCCGCAGCCUCCCGCCCUCUCCGCCGGGUCUGCCCUCUGCCUCGCAGACGGCCGCCGGUGGGGCGAGCUCGCCGAGCGGGUGGGCGCUGUCUUCGCGUCGCCGGCGCUGCUGGCCGCGUGCUUCGGCGCGGCGGACGGGUCGUACGACCCCGCGGCGCUCGAGGCGACGUACGUGACGCUGAUGCGCACGUACGAGGCUGCGCCUCCCGUGGUUGCGGCCCUGCGCGCCUCCAUCCCGCGCCUGCUCUCGCACCUCGGCGGCGAGAUCGAGGCGGCGCAGGGCGCGCAGACGGUCGCGCUGCUGGCGCUCCUCCGGAACCGCGCUCCGGCCAUGCUCGCCUCCCUCUCGCCGCCGGCCUCGCGCCGGGCGGCGGAGCUCCUCUCGGCGGCGCCGAACGAGGUGCUCGGCGGGCGCGUCGUCCGCCCGCUCCGAGAGCUGCUCGAGCGGCUCUUCUGCCGCGGCGGGUCCCUCGCCGCCCUCACAGAGCGAGUGGCGCCCGUCGUCGGCACACUCUCGCUCGCGCGAGACGCGUCUGCGCUCGCCGCCGCGCGCGGGUUGCCCGCCGUCCCCGCGGCCGAGUUUCGCUGCGCGGCCCUGUCGGAGCGGCUGUGCGCCGUCCCGACGCAGCAGCUUCCCAACGGCACACACCAGCAGACCGGCCCGUCCGGGCUGCAGCGAGACUACGCGGCUUGGGCGCAGGGCGAGGCCGGCUUUACCUUCUGCUCGCAGCCGUGGCUCUUCUCGGUAGCGGCCAAGGGCAAGCUGCUGCAGCUGGAGGCUGCGCUGCGCAUGCAGCACAGCCAGCAGGUCGCGCUUCGCCACUCGCUCUUUGGGCCGCAGCCGCGGCUGGGCAUCGGCGCAAAGCGCGGCGCGCUGGCCUGGCUCCCCGCCGACGUGGCUGCCGCGGAUGCGGCGGCGCCGUUUCUGGUGCUGCGCGUCCGGCGCGCGAGCCUCGUCGAGGACGCUCUGGAGAGCCUCGCGGGCAACACGCCUCUCUCGCUGCUCAAGCCGCUGCGCGUGGUCUUUGUCGGCGAGGAGGGCAUCGACGAGGGCGGUCUCCGGAAGGAGCUCUUCCAGCUGCUCAUCGAGGCGCUCUUCACGGGAGGGUACGGGCUCUUCGUGUGGAACGAGGAGGUGCGCUGCUUCUGGUUCUCAAGGGACAGCCUCGCGCAGGAGGGCGCGGCGGACUACUUGCUCGUCGGCCUCGUCGUCGGCCUCGCCAUUCACAACGGCACCGUGCCGACGCUGCUCUUCAGCCAGGUCCUCGGCGAGCCCUCCGCCUCGCUCGAGUCGCUGAAACAGGUCGACCCCGAGCUCGCGCGCGGGCUGGCCCAGCUGCUCGAGUUCGACGGCGACGUCGAGGUCACCUUCAUGGCCACCUUCACCGUCGCGGCCACAGCGUGCGGCGAGCCAAAGACUGUGGAGUUGUUGCCUGGCGGUGCCGACCGGCCUGUGACCAACGAGAGCCGCGAGGAGUACGUCCGCUUGGUGGUGGAGCACAUCCUGCUCACCGGGGUCCGGCCCGCCUUUGACGCCUUCCGGCGCGGGCUGCUCACGCUGUGCGACGGGCCGGCGCUCUCCUUCCUCUCGCCGGAGGAGCUGGAGGAGCUGGUCUGCGGCACGCCGCACCUCGACUUUGCGGCUCUGCAGGCUCGCCCCGCUCGCCCCCUCGCCCCCUCGCCCCCUCCCGGCCUCCCUCCAGCGGCACGUGCCUGGGUGCAGGCGAACACCAGGUACGACGGCUUUCGGGAGACGGAUGUGACGGUGAAGCACUUUUGGGAGGUUGUGCACGCCUACUCGACAGACGAGAAGCGCGCCCUUCUGGCUUUCGCGACGGGUUGCGACCGCGCGCCCGUGGGCGGGCUCGGCAAGCUCAAGCUGAUCCUGCAAAAGUCAGGCCCAGACUCGAUGGCACUGCCGCACUCGCACACCUGCUUUAACCUUCUCGCGAUGCCCGCCUACACCAGUCGUGGCAAGAUGCGCGACCGGCUGGGCAUCGCCAUUCACAACGCGAAGGGCUUUGGCCUGCAAUGA
Emiliania huxleyi CCMP1516 is the source of this 2766-nucleotide messenger RNA. RefSeq names its product putative ubiquitin protein ligase. The transcript is spliced from 7 exons. Lineage: Eukaryota; Haptophyta; Isochrysidales; Noelaerhabdaceae. Gene Ontology annotation, molecular function: ubiquitin-protein transferase activity. Bases 1 to 2766 code for a protein of 921 amino acids. The record is from RefSeq and is a predicted model, not a curated record.